Messenger RNA from Aspergillus alliaceus, 354 nucleotides. RefSeq lists its product as uncharacterized. Bases 1 to 354 code for a protein of 117 amino acids. The transcript has a single exon. NCBI's taxonomy places the organism in Eukaryota, Fungi, Ascomycota, Eurotiomycetes, Eurotiales, Aspergillaceae. The record is from RefSeq and is a predicted model, not a curated record.
AUGCCCGGCGUCAAGAUCCACCGUCCAAUCCAACGCCCAUCAACCUUUCGAGCCAUUUCAACCAUCCCGCUUGGGCUGUGCUUGUUCGCGAUCACCGGCCUGGCUCUGAACCGUCUUCCCUCUCGAUACCCUAAGUUCCCUGGCCAGAUUGGCCCCCCGUCGCCCUUGACGCCUGGGCCCCCUCGUCGUGCGGCUCGGGUCCUUUCCACCCCUCUCCGCCCUCAUUCUCCGUUUGUCGGCCUGGCGUCUGACCUUUCCCACCUUCGCUCUUCACCCGCCACUCGUUUACCUCGACCCUGUGCACUCGGUUUGGAAAGUCCUCGACCCUCCCGGUUCACCCCCCGCCGAAAUUAA